AUGCAUGAUUCACAGAAUUACAAUGCUCUAAACUACGAUGACAAGAUCUUGGAUGGUUUUUAUGACUUGCAUGGAAUAUUGACUGUUUCCCGAUCGGACAUAAUGCCUUCCGUGGUUGAGUUGCAAGGAACUCCAGUCACAGAAAGUAUUACUUGGGAGGCAGUGCUGGUUGAUAGGGCUGCUAAUGCAAAUAUGCUAAAACUUGAACAGAAGGCACAAGAAAUUGCUAGCAAGUUGAGAUCAGAAUCUGUGGCUUUUGCAGACAGCAAUUUAGUCAAGAAACUAGCUGCUUUAGUUUCUAACUACAUUGGGGAAUCAGUUGGAGAUCCUGAGAACAUGUCAAGAGCAUGGCACCGUCUUAGCUACAGUUUGAAAGCAACACUUGGCAGCAUGGUUUUACCCUUGGGGUCUCUAACAAUCAGAAUGGCUCGUCAUCGUGCACUGAUGUUUAAGGUUUUAGCUGAUAGUGUUGGCUCACCAAGUCGGUUGGUGAAAGGACAUCAGUUCACUGGUUCUGAUGAUGUGGUCAUGAAAUUCGUCAAACUUGACGAUGGGAGGGAGUACAUUAUCGAUUUGAUGGCAGAUCCUGAGACUCUUAUUCCUUCUGAUGCAGCUGGAUUGAACGUGGAGUAUGGGGUAGGAGCAACGCUUCUGCUCCAAGUACUUGAAGAGAUGAUGAUAGAGCUGAAGGUCAUGAAUCUGUCAACUCAAGGUUUCAAAUUAAAGGAAAUCAAGAAUCCAGAAAGUGGUGUUAAUGCACCACCUAGCUUGUUUACAGAAUUUGAGCAGUUGAGCCUACAGUCAACUGAGGGUAAGUCCGUGAUGGAAAAAGAUGACGAGUUGACGACCAGAAACAGAGAACUAGAAUCCAACAAAUGCAAGAUAACAAUGAUCCUAGUCCUAUGCGCUUUCGGCCGCCUCUGCCUCACAAAAAAGUGCAAUCCCGAGCAACUUCGGCACUAGGAUCAAACAGAGCAACUUAACCAUCCUUUUGUGAUGUCGUCAGAGUGUGAUGCAAGUCCUGUGAAAAAUGUUCCUGUUGUUGCAUCUUCUAUGGUGGUUGCUUGCUGCCCUGACUCAAAUUUGGAAUUGCCUGUUGCUGGUGCAGCAGCAGCAGUCGUGGCAACAAGUGUUGUUGUCAGCAAGAAGCAGCAGGAUCAUGGUGUCGUAUAUACUAGUGUUUUGACACUUACUUUUGGUAAUUUUCUUGUCAACCUUAGCUGCACACUUAAGGUUCAAAUCAUGAAGCGACUUAGCAUCCCAAUGUGGUUCACUUCAUGGGAGCAGUCACGCGUGCUCCUAAUCUUUCUAUUAUUACAGAAUUUCUUCCCAGAGGUAGCUUGUAUAGAUUACUUCACCGCCCUAACAAUCAAUCAAUUGGAUGAGAGAAGGCGGUUGAGGAUGGCACUUGAUGCAGCCACAAGGGUCAAUCUCCACGAGGAGGAGAUCAGGCAGCAGGAUAGGUCGGAAAUUGCAGCUUCAGAUAGAGUUGAAGAAGGGAGCGACAUAGCUUCCCCCAUCGCGUAA
Molecule: messenger RNA, 1527 nt
Organism: Linum tenue
Lineage: Eukaryota; Viridiplantae; Streptophyta; Magnoliopsida; Malpighiales; Linaceae
Source: the annotation of a GenBank genome assembly